Messenger RNA from Candoia aspera, 4055 nucleotides. RefSeq names its product ubiquitin specific peptidase 35 (gene USP35). Gene Ontology annotation, biological process: protein deubiquitination; ubiquitin-dependent protein catabolic process. Gene Ontology annotation, molecular function: cysteine-type deubiquitinase activity. The coding region runs from base 133 to 3309 and encodes 1058 amino acids. Gene Ontology annotation, cellular component: nucleus; cytosol. The transcript is spliced from 11 exons. The record is from RefSeq and is a predicted model, not a curated record. Lineage: Eukaryota; Metazoa; Chordata; Lepidosauria; Squamata; Candoiidae.
GGAGCAAGGGAUCGCCCCGGGGGCGCCCAGCGCAGGAGCGUCCCGACGCGCGCUUGCUCAGGAGUCGGUCCCACCGUGCUCGAGGGGGUGGAGCGCUCACGCCCAGGGAGAAGGUGAAUGCUAGUGGACUGAAUGCGUCUGAGCUGCUUUGAGAACUUCCAAGAAGACAACAUGGAUAAAAUUCUUGAAGCUAUCCUGGUAUCUUCAUACCCCGAUCACAUGAAGCAAGGGCUGGUGAGGCGUAUCAUAGAGGCUUUAAAGAGGACCAUGGACAGUGAGCAGUGUUGGUCAAUGCUGGAACUUUCUACCAAGCUCUUUCUCCUGGGUGACACUAAGUUCAAGCGGUCAGUUGGCAAAGAGAUUCUGGAGGUCUGUGGCCUUUAUCACCAGGAGGCUUUUGAGGAAUUCUUCAAUGCUCAGUUCCUCUUAAGCCUCCUCCAGGAAGGCUAUGGACCCCUUGGCAAAAGAAGCCUGUAUAUGUUUGAUUACAUCCAUCUUGGACUGCCCUUUGUGAUGGAUGGCCCAUCGGCCAAUGACAUCUUCAGUCUGUUGAGAACCGAAGUCCUACGGAAAAUCUGUGAAAGGCCAGGCCUGAAGCAAUGUGUGAAGAUCAGUAGGCUCUUAAUCCAGUACCCUCUGUGCAUACCCACUGGCAAACGCCAGAUCCUUUUCUGCCAGCAGCUGGUCCGAUGCAUUGGACAGUUCCACACCACUUCAGGAAGAGAAGAAUGCAUCAUGGACUUCUUGGACCAGGUGAUCCAAGUCAGCCUUUUGCUGCAGAAAAUCUGGAAGACUCAAUUGGCAUCCAUUCUCCCCUCUUUGAAGGAACUCUUCACCAUCAUUUCAGCAGUAGAAGACCAGGAUCCAUCUAUUGCCUUAGCCAGUGUGGUCCAGUACGUUCCUCUAGAACUCAUGGACAGCACCCUAAGAAAUCUCACCAAUGAUGACAGCAUAACUGAUCUUCAGAUGAUGACAGCGAUAGGAAGGAUGAUUGAAUGGGUCUCAUGGCCACUGGGGAAGAACCUAGACAAAUGGAUCAUAGCCUUGCUGAAGGAUUUGGCAGCAGUGAAGAAAUUCAGCAUCUUGAUGGAAGUCACACUGUCCAAAAUUGAGCGAGUGUUUUCCAAGCUGCUCUACCCUAUUCUAAGAGAAGGAGCUCUCUCUAUUCUGCGUUACAUGUUGCUCAGCUUCCAGCACUCCCACGAAGCAUUUCACCUGCUUCUUCCGCAUAUUCCCAGAGUGGUCGCUGCCCUUCAAAAGGAAAACUCCAAUUCGGCAUCGCGGUGCUUGGAGCAGCUGGCUGAACUCAUCCACUGCAUGUUCUUCUGCUUCUCCGGAUUCCCAGAUCUCUAUGAACCUCUGGUGGAAGUGAUAAAAGCUCUCCCGAUUCCCAACGAAGACCGCAUUAAGCACCUGCUGGGGCAGAACGCUUGGACCUCCCAGAAAAAUGAGUUGGCUAACUUCUAUCCUCGCUUAGCUUCCAAAUCUGAAACUGGGAAGAUUGGAUUAAUUAACCUUGGGAAUACCUGCUACAUGAACAGUGUCCUCCAAGCUCUCUUCAUGGCCUCAGACUUCAGGCGGUCAGUGCUGAAUUUAGCCGAGAACAACUCCCAGCCUCUAAUGGCAAAACUACAGUGGCUCUUCGCCUUUCUCGAACACAGCCAGCGGCCUGCCAUUUCCCCCGAAAACUUCCUUUUGGCUUCGUGGCCACCCUGGUUCACCCAAGGCGCCCAGCAGGAUUGCUCCGAAUACCUGAAAUACCUGCUUGAUCGGCUUCAUGAAGAAGAGAGGACAGGUAGAAGGAUUUGCCAGAAACUCAAGGCAUGUUCCUUGGGGUCUCCUGCGGAUCGGCAGCACUCUGCAAACAAGACCCUUGUUGAAAAAAUGUUUGGUGGCAAAAUUAAGACAAAGAUCCGUUGCCUGAAGUGCCUACAAGUCUCCUCCAGAGAAGAAGCCUUCACAGACCUCUCCUUGGCUUUUCCGCCAGCUGAUGACCACAGGGCUGGACUUGUUAGCAGUGCAUUUAUUGGGUCUGUAGAAGAAACGUGCCCAGAGGUCUCUCAGUUGAGGAUCCAUACCCAAAGCAGGCUGAAGGAUUUGCCAAAUAGAUCAGGGAAGCUGUGGGCCCUUGGGGAGAAUCUUUCCAAAGGUUUACCCAUUGAAAUGGUUGGGCCAAAAAAUGAAGAGGCCUCUCUCCCCUUGAGGUCUGAGCAAGAUGCUGUUGAAGUGAAGCCCAACAAAGAAUUUGACCUGGCUUUACAGAAGCAGGUUUCUGGCUCUCAGGCCUCCAGAUCUGUCCCUGACUUGAUAAAUUAUUUCUUAUCUCCUGAAAUGCUCACAGCAGAGAACAGGUAUCACUGUGAGAACUGUGCGUCCCUUCAAGAUGCUGAGAAGCUGACCGAACUGACUGAGGGGCCUCACUACCUCAUCCUCACCCUGUUGAGGUUCUCCUUUGACCUUGGAACUAUGAGAAGGAAGAAGAUCCUUGACAAUGUCUCAGUCCCAUUGAUGCUGAAGCUGCCGGUCCUCAUGUCCUCUGAUCCAGCGAGGACACCUGGAUGGACUUCGUCAUGCAAGGAGUUUGCUUCUGUGGUAUAUGAUCUCUGCAGUGUGGUGGUCCAUUCUGGUGUCUCCUCAGAAAGUGGCCAUUACUACUGCUAUGCCAGGGAAUGCGAGGACCCGGCCACAGAGAGCCUUUGUAAGGACACCACUUGGAAUGUGGCUUCAGCAAAGUCUUCUGAUGUUGAGAUCCAGUGGUACAUUUUUAAUGACACCAGGGUCUUCUUCUCUUCUUUUGAAUCUGUAAGUAAUGUGACCUCCUUCUUGCCUAAAGACACUGCUUAUCUACUGUUCUACAGACAGAGAGCAAGUCAGGCCUCAAAAGGAGCUGGCGUGGAGUCUGGCUGGACAAACGGAGCCUUACAUUCUCCAGAUAAAAGCCUGAUGGACGCAAUUGCAAAGGAUAAUAUCUUAUUCUUGCAGCUGGGUUUUGUGUGUGUGUGUAUCUGUGUGUGGUUUUUGCGUGGGUGUGUCUCUCUUUGGAUUCACAGGAACAAGAAAAAGAAGCCCGGAAUAGGAACGCUUACAUUUCAGCCUUGCCUAAAUCUUCUGUUUGGUGGAAAGACCUUGAUAGAGAUGACGACGAUGAAGGUGCCUCCGGAGGUUGUGGCCAUGACUCCAGUGGAGGAGGAUCGGGGUCUUUCCAUGGACUGGUCUUUUAGCUCCUGUGCCCAAAACAAAUGGUCAAUCCUGCAACCAUCACGUACGAACUCCCUACCCUUGACCUUUUGGCCUCGGAAGUCUGACUAAGCAGUCCAAGAUGAGCGAGGGAGAAUGAUCAUAUUCUGUUCUUCCCUAAAACUAUGAAAAUGCUGUUUUCUGGAGCAAUUGUGGUCAGGCUCUCAAUCCCUCACAGAAUUGCACUUCCUGGAAAGAGCGGGAAGAAGGUGCCACAUGUUCAACUUCUGUAGCCUACCAAAUUGCCCCUCUCUAUGGGCUGUCCUCAUUGGAAGGGUGGGAAAUAUUCCUUGUGACCUCUUUAGUGGGUAAGUUCUUUGUCUAUUCAGGGAGUGUAUCUCCGGACACAAAGCUUAAUGUGCGACACAAGGAAAUGUCUGCCUUUUCAAAGCAAAGUUGAGAGAGAAGAGAAAUAUUUUUGGUGACUAGCAUAAUUGUUUUCCAAGGAUAUUCGAAGGGAAAUAGUGUCCGCCCUUUGAGGUAGGCUUGGUCAAGGAAGAGGCUCAGCAAGGAUUCCAGGAAUGCUGUUGUUGCAGGUAUAAUAACAAAACCUCGAAAGCCUGUCACUCUGUUCCACCUUAUACCAAACAAAGCUGUUUUGAGUUUCUUUCUCACACUUCCUUCUAUCUCUGGGCUAUGUAAUCACUUCUCCAAGCCUGCUCUUAACAGCUCUCACAUCCUUUCCCCAAGCUCAUCUCUAAAUUCCUUUACAAACAGGAUGUUUGAGAUAAGGCAAUCUGGAGGUUUGCUUAUUUAAUCACUGUGGGCAGUCAUGGGUACUUAAGUGCUCCAUGUUUAAUAGUAAAACGAUAAACCUC